Columba livia (rock pigeon) is the source of this 660-nucleotide messenger RNA. RefSeq lists its product as uncharacterized. The record is from RefSeq and is a predicted model, not a curated record. Bases 8 to 199 code for a protein of 63 amino acids. NCBI's taxonomy places the organism in Eukaryota, Metazoa, Chordata, Aves, Columbiformes, Columbidae. The transcript has 2 exons.
GUUUGCAAUGGGUCUUAAAACCAUCUGGAAGGACUACAAAGUUCUGAUUGUUAUGGGAACUGGCCUUGGGCUGGUGCACUGGGGUUGGUUUUACAUGAAGUCCAGCCCUAUUUUCCAAGUGAAGACAGAGAAAUUUGUUCCAGAACCUGGCAUUGUGGCAUACGUGAUGCAAAGUGAUCAGAAAAAUAAGGAAAAAUAGCAUUAGUGCUAUGUAUUGUAGGUGUAACUGGCUUUGAAGUUUUUUGUAUGUGGUGUUACCAGAAGAAAACAUGAGGAAAACUACCUGGAACAGAAAGAACCUUCUGCUUGUGGCAGGACUGUCAGUUAUAGGUGUCCAUUUUGGGAGCAUGCUCGUAAACUUUGUUGCAAAAAAAUCUGCUCGAUCGCAUUCAGAAGCUAAAAAGGAAGAUCAUCGUGAAUGAAAUAACUUACUACUGUCAUUAUGUACCGAUCUCACAAUCCUCAUUUUAAGAGAUAAAUGAUGAGCAGUCACAGAAGUGUCAUUAUUGUGGUGUAUGUACCCUCUCACAUUUAAAGUAAUCCUUGGCUGCCAGACAUUAAAAUACACUACUUAAAUUUUAAGAGUGUUAUGAAUUAUAGAUCCAAGUAAAAAUGAAAUCUGUCUUGUUGGUCAGAAUUAAAAUCUCACUUUGAAAAUGG